UUUACAUUCGCAGAUAUGGCCACCAAAACCGCCGGUAAGGAUAAGUCCAAAAACAUUAUGCGUGAUCUCCGGAUCCGCAAGUUGUGUUUGAAUAUUUGUGUCGGCGAAUCUGGUGACAGGUUGACUCGAGCCGCCAAGGUGCUGGAACAGCUCACCGGUCAAACUCCGGUGUACUCCAAAGCCCGUUAUACUGUGCGUUCGUUCGGCAUUCGGCGUAACGAAAAGAUUGCGGUUCACUGCACGGUCCGCGGUGCCAAGGCUGAGGAAAUUCUCGAGCGGGGCUUGAAGGUGCGGGAGUACGAAUUGCGUCGGGACAACUUUUCCCAGACGGGAAAUUUCGGCUUCGGUAUUCAGGAACACAUUGAUCUGGGUAUCAAGUACGAUCCGUCGAUCGGAAUCUAUGGAUUGGAUUUCUACGUCGUUUUGGGACGACCAGGCUAUAACGUUGCCCAGAGACGACGCAAGACUGGUAAGAUUGGUUUCAUCCAUCGUCUCACGAAGGAAGACGCCAUGAAAUGGUUCCAGCAGAAGUAUGAUGGUAUCAUUCUUAAUAGCAAAGCUAAGUAAAAUGCUUUCCAUAACCAUUUUUACCGUCUCUGUAAUAAGCUUAUGUUAAAAUACGAAAGAGAGAAAAAAAUCUGUAAA
This is a messenger RNA of Uranotaenia lowii, 645 nucleotides long. Its product is annotated as 60S ribosomal protein L11. The transcript has 3 exons. The record is from RefSeq and is a predicted model, not a curated record. Gene Ontology annotation, cellular component: ribosome; cytosolic large ribosomal subunit. Gene Ontology annotation, molecular function: structural constituent of ribosome; RNA binding. Lineage: Eukaryota; Metazoa; Arthropoda; Insecta; Diptera; Culicidae. Gene Ontology annotation, biological process: translation. Bases 16 to 567 code for a protein of 183 amino acids.